AGAACAACGCAGAACUCUCUCUGAUGGUAGCUGCCCUUCUGUCUUCCGCCUUCCAACCAGUGAACCAUUAUCUGCUCCGCUACCUUUCUUCUUCUUCUUCUUCUUCCAUCUUCUGCUGUUUUUCUCUUAACUCGGGCAGGGUAACGAAGUCUGGUCCAAGCUAAGAUGGCAUUUGCCGAUGAUUUUCGCUCUUAGAAGAUUCCGUCGUUUGAGAGGUUUAUGCACCAUGACAGAACAAGUACCAAAAGAUUCUAUUUCUCACGAAGACUUUCCAGUUUUACCACAAAUAACCACAAAAAACAGAUAUACAUCUUCACUCUCCAAAGUCCAGGCAACCCCAGAAAUCGAGAAGAAGUAUGUUCAUAGUGUUUACGACGCAAUCGCCCCCCAUUUUAGCUCCACCCGUUACGCCAAAUGGCCCAAAGUCCAAACUUUCUUGAACACUUUACCCACCGGAUCACUCGUUCUUGACGCAGGAUGCGGAAACGGGAAAUACUUAGGGCUGAACCCAAAUUGCUAUUUCAUCGGAUGCGAUAUUAGUGCUCCACUAAUUAAUAUAUGCGCAGAUAAAGGGCAAGAAGUUUUAGUUGCCGAUGCUGUAAAUCUCCCUUACCGAACUAGUUACAGCGAUGCCGCGAUUUCUAUUGCAGUGUUACAUCACCUAAGCACCGCAAGUCGGAGAAAAGAAGCGGUGGCGGAAUUAAUCCGUGUUGUGAAAAAAGGUGGACUUGUCUUGAUUACGGUUUGGGCUAGAGAGCAAGAAGAUAAAUCUUUGAUCACCAAGUGGACCCCACUUUCUUCAAAGUACUCGGAGGAGUGGAUAGGUUCGGGCAGCCCUAAAACUCGUCGGUCUUCGUUUUCUUUAGAGAGCAUUCAAGAAACUGAGGAGAAUGUUUCUGGUGAGGUGUUGAAAGAUUUCCCUUUUGCGGAUGAAAAAAUCACGCAAGAGUAUUUUGUGCCUUGGCAUUUGCCUUACCAUAGAGUCGAAGUGAGUGGAGCUUCUGCUAAUGCUGUGGAGGAUGGGUUAGCGAGGAAAGACGAUAAGAAGGGUGCGGUGGUGUACGAUAGAUAUUAUCAUGUUUUUAGUGAAGGUGAACUCGAAAGGUUGGUAAGUGGUGUGGAUGGUGCUGUAGUUGUUGACAAAUUUUACGACAAAUCGAACUGGUGUAUUAUCCUUGAGAAAACUUCGUCUUGAGAUUCUACGACAAAUUCAAUCCUCUGGUGUAUUUCUUACAACCUGGGAAAAUCGGUCAACAGGAGUUUACUUGGGAGAAAUAUCGAAGAUGAGAAUUGACUGCUGCUUCAGACAGCAACCUGGGAGGGGAGGAAGGUGUACAAGGUUUGUAAAAGGUGUUCUCGGAUUCUUCUUUUAUUUAUCUGUUGCUUUUGGGGUUGUUGGUGCAUAACAAUUAGUGGCCGUAUGAUAAAUACACGGUUGAAGCAAGAUGCUUCGUAUUGUUUUAGGCUUGAGAUUCGAUUGCUGGAUGUUGUAUUUGAAUUUUCUUUCCAACUUUAAAAUUGAAUUGUUCUUAUACUAUUACAUCGAGUGAAUUGUUUUAAAUUCUA
This is a messenger RNA of Erythranthe guttata (spotted monkey flower), 1566 nucleotides long. Its product is annotated as S-adenosyl-L-methionine-dependent methyltransferases superfamily protein. NCBI's taxonomy places the organism in Eukaryota, Viridiplantae, Streptophyta, Magnoliopsida, Lamiales, Phrymaceae. Gene Ontology annotation, biological process: tRNA wobble uridine modification; tRNA methylation. Gene Ontology annotation, molecular function: tRNA (5-carboxymethyluridine(34)-5-O)-methyltransferase activity; S-adenosylmethionine-dependent methyltransferase activity; tRNA binding. The record is from RefSeq and is a predicted model, not a curated record. Gene Ontology annotation, cellular component: nucleus; cytoplasm.